This is a messenger RNA of Rotaria sordida, 1077 nucleotides long. The record is from the annotation of a GenBank genome assembly. NCBI's taxonomy places the organism in Eukaryota, Metazoa, Rotifera, Eurotatoria, Philodinida, Philodinidae.
AUGGAAGUUUGCAUGGUCAAUCAAGAAAAAGAAAUCGAUCCUCUUUUAAAUAUGUUUCAAGAAAAUUCUCAAGAAAUUUAUUCAAAUGUUGAUUAUGAUUGUUUACGAAAAUAUGAUGAAAAUAAUAAAUAUUUUUCUAUGGCAAUUAUCUUAGAAAAUCAAGAAGGAGAACAACAACGACCUAUUGGUUAUGAUUGUAUUUAUCGUUAUGGAACACAUCGAAUUAAAUUAGAAUAUUAUAUUGAAAGUCAAAUUUGGAAAAAAAUUCCUUUAGAAUCUAAUGAAGAACAAGAAAAUAUUUUAAAUUCUUUAUUUGAUGAUAAUCAUGAUAUUCGAUCUCUAUUUCAAUCUUUUACUCUUGAUCAACAAAUUCAAAUUAUUACUAAACGAUACGAUAAACAUUUUGCUGAAAUUGAUAGAAUUAAAAAUGAAAAAGAAUAUGAAAAUAAAAUAUUAUUAUCUGCAUCAAUUUUUAAAGAAGAAAAUCCAGUAAAAUAUGUAAAUAAUGAUUUGAUUGAAUUAUCUUUACAUGAAACACCUAAAUCAUUAAUUAUUUGUGAAGAUGAUGAACAACAACAAUCUCAAAUUAAUUUAGAAAAAGAUUUUGUUGAUUAUGGUUUUCAUUCAUUAAUAACUGGUUCUCGUUCAAAAUUUAGUGGUUUAGCUCCACCACCAGUUGCACCACGUCGUAGUCGUCAAAACAGUGCCUUUUCACAAUGUAGUGUUCGAUAUGCUUCAUUUAUUCCACCACCAACAGCACCUAUUCGUCAACGACGUGUUAUCGAAUCGAUUCUUUUACAUGUUCAACGAAAAAAAAAAUUAUUUGAAAAAAUUGUUGAUAUACUAAAAGGAACAGAGCCACCAACAAUGCGUCAAUUAGGCUUAGAGUUUUUACGUGUUUAUGAUGGAAAAUUUAAUUAUCGUGAAGGACAUAUAUUUUUUAUAUCGUUUCGAAAGAAGAUUUGGCGUUUAACUAUUGAAGAGAUCAAAUGUGUUGAUUGUCCAGCGGGUGAUAUUGGACCACGAUCUGUAUUGAUACUCAAUUAUAAAGGUCGCGAUACGAAUGUACAUGUUUGA